UUUGUCUUUCUUUCAAACAUGAAGUACGCGUCUUUCAUCGCCGCUGCUGCGGCUGCGCUCGCCAGCGCCGUUAGCGCCGCCGGCGUUUCUGGUGCUGCUGAGGGUUUCGCCAAGGGCGUCACUGGUGGUGGCAGCGCUACCCCAGUUUACCCUUCCACCACCGAUGAGCUGGUCUCAUACCUUGGUGACAGCCAGGCGCGUGUUAUCAUCCUCACCAAGACCUUUGACUUCACCAACACCGAGGGCACCGAAACCAGCAAGGGCUGCGCUCCUUGGGGUACUGCCUCCGGCUGCCAGCUUGCCAUCAACAAGGACAACUGGUGCAACAACUACGAACCCAACGCUCCUACUGUGAGCAGCAUCACCUACAACAAGGCUGGUGUUCUUGGUAUCACUGUCAACUCCAACAAGUCGAUUGUCGGCCAGGGUAGUGCCGGUGUCAUCAAGGGUCGUGGUCUCCGUAUCGUCAGCGGUGCUAAGAACGUCAUCAUCCAGAACAUUGCUAUCACCGACAUCAACCCCCAGUACGUCUGGGGUGGUGAUGCCAUUACUCUGAACGAGGCCGACCUUGUCUGGAUCGACCACGUUACCACUGCCCGUAUCGCCCGUCAGCACAUCGUCCUCGGUACCCAGGCUGACAACCGUGUCACCAUCUCCAACUCCCUCAUCGACGGUCGCACCGACUACUCCGCUACCUGCAACGGCUACCACUACUGGGGUGUCUACCUUGACGGUUCCAACGACAUGGUCACCAUGAAGGGCAACUACUUCUACCACACCUCCGGCCGUAUGCCCAAGGUCCAGGGCAACACCCUUCUCCACGCCGUCAACAACUACUUCCACGACGUCAAGGGCCAUGCCUUCGAGAUCGGCUCCGGUGGCUACGUCCUCGCCGAGGGUAACGCUUUCCAGAACGUCGAUGCCCCCGUUGAGUCCCCCAUCAGCGGACAGCUCUUCAGCGCCCCUGAUGCCACCACUAACGAGCAGUGCAAGUCCGUCUUCGGCCGUGCUUGCCAAAUCAACGCCUUCGGCAGCUCUGGUUCCUUCAGCCAGGCUGAUACCGCCGUCAUCUCUAAGUUCUCUGGCAAGAACAUCGCUGGUGCUCACCUUGCUCAGAACAUCCCCAGGUGGGUCGUGGCCAACGCUGGCCAGGGCAAGCUCUAAAUCAUCGAGUAAGAGAUCUUUGUUCGAAGAGUGCGUGUGGGUAAGAAUGUCGAAAUUCUUGGGGACGAUAAUUAAUCUUCGUGUAUCUACUUCUUUUUAAUACUUUAGCAAGCUACAAUAUUAUUAAAUUAGCUUGAA
Aspergillus caelatus is the source of this 1302-nucleotide messenger RNA. RefSeq names its product polysaccharide lyase family 1 protein. The record is from RefSeq and is a predicted model, not a curated record. The coding region runs from base 19 to 1164 and encodes 381 amino acids. Lineage: Eukaryota; Fungi; Ascomycota; Eurotiomycetes; Eurotiales; Aspergillaceae. The transcript has 2 exons. Gene Ontology annotation, molecular function: pectate lyase activity.